Molecule: messenger RNA, 4044 nt
Organism: Lethenteron reissneri (Far Eastern brook lamprey)
Lineage: Eukaryota; Metazoa; Chordata; Hyperoartia; Petromyzontiformes; Petromyzontidae
Product: cytochrome c oxidase assembly protein COX16 homolog, mitochondrial
Biological process (GO): mitochondrial respiratory chain complex IV assembly
Cellular component (GO): mitochondrial inner membrane
Source: RefSeq, a predicted model, not a curated record
UUCAAGCGACAAUCGGGUAUCGAGAGCGCGCGUAUCGAUAGUGCAAUCGAUUCAUGUCGUCUCUUACAACAAGAGGCAGCGAUGGCGUGGGCAUCGCUACAGAGGAACAAGACGUUCAAAUACGGGGUCCCCAUGCUGAUCCUCAUCGUUGGGGGUUCGUUUGGCUUGAAGGAAUUCGCACAGAUUCGAUAUGACGCCUCCAAAAACAAAGGCAGGAUGGACCCGAAGUUGUUGGCCCAGCUGAAGGAGAAGGAGUCCGUGAGCCUGGAGAAGGAGUAUGAGAAGCUGAAGGAGGCAGAAACGGACGCGUGGGUCAACAUCCGUGGGCCGCGGCCGUGGGAGGACUCGAGGACGGUGCAGGACGCCCAGCGGAAGGAAAUCCAGAAGCAGCCGUGAGCUGGCGCGCACGGAGGAGGAGGAGGAGGGCGGAGGGAGAGUGGCCGCGUCGUUUCCCGCGACCGAUCCGCGCGCAGGGGCCGGAUUUUACGCGGGGGGCGAACAGGGGGGACGUGCCGUGCGUUCGUGGUAACAAAACUUUAGCGGGGGGGAGGGGGUGGACCCCACGAUAAAUGAACAAUGCUUGUUUGAUCAAGAAAGGUAGGUAUGUUUAUUCAUAUUAUCAUUUUAAUAUGAUAUGUAUAUAUACUUUAUGGCUUCCAUUAUAAAAUAAAAUAAACAAAAACGUGUGUUCUCUUGAAUCAGUCCGGGGGGAUAAAUUGGAAAUGCGCAAGCUGAAAAACGACGUGUGGCAAUGGUGAUGGUAGUGUGUGAAGCUGGGGGUAACAGACUGGGAGUAAGGAUAUGACUAUGAAAAUAAAUCUAAACUGGCUGUCUAGCAGUAAACUGCACGGCAGCUAAAGUUUUUAAUUGGUUAAUUACAUCCUUCCAAUGAUUGCUCAAUAAAAAAAUCCAUCACCUCGGUUGCGCGAUAUCUAGCGAAGACGUCAGCGACAACGAGACGAGUCCACUCCCAGAACCGGCAGCCCUGAGCUCCGGCUCUCAGCUGCUUUUAUUCCCCUCGGCGUGGCCUGGCUCCGCCCUGACCACGCCUCCCUUCUCGAACCCACGAGCGAGUUCCAGGGGCUUCCAGACGGGGUCUUCCAUGACCCUUGCCCCAGUUCCUCUGCCCUGCCGACACACCCGUCUAUAUGCUCACCAGCGUGUGUACUGUUUGUCCACCCCACUAUUACACGACAUCUGUUUUCCCCCUGGGGGCAAAGAUACCUGAAUCCUGCCCCAUUUGCUCGGUUUUGAAUCGCUUUGAACGAUUCGUCAUUUUGAGUUUUUGUCGUUGGUGUUGAUGCCCAGGUAGCUGAGGAUCCUCCGAACAGCAGGUCGCAUCUUCCCAUCAUCCAAGGGCACUACGGUAGCGAGAUGUUAACUACCUUGCCUGGUAUACAGCAGGCCGUGUGGGUUCGAUCCCGACCCUGACGCCUGCUGUAUAUUUGGAGUUUUUCUGUUCUCCACAUUUAGAACACACGUGUAGAGUAUUUGGCCGCUAUAAAUGUCCACGUGAUGAGCCACUUGGCUGAGCUGUCAUUUGUGACCACGUCGCUUCUGAAAAAGAGCUAUACAGCUCAGUGGGCCUUACCUGGUAAAAUAAGAAAAAGUUUAGUUUAAUAGUUUAGUUUAGAACGAAUUUCAGGCCAUCCUGGCAGGUUUUGUGAAAGUAACGAUUACAGCCGUGAGUCCAUCCGUUGCUUUUCAAAUGCCACGGUGAAGACAUAAAGAGUGCAACCUUAUCACGUGAAUGUGAAAUUAUAUUGUCAACUAAAAAACAGCGGUUGUCAAAAUGUGAAUUCAAGUGUGUUAGCUUCUGGAAUAUUCUGACGAGGGCCUUACCUGGUGGAAAAAAAAUGUGUUUAGUUUAUAGUUUAUCUUUGCGGAGAAGUCAACGCCACGAACGCGGAGGCUUUCGACCGGCAGAGGCGCCCCUGCCAUGUGACCUCACGACUUUUUCCUGCCUCUGCAGAGGGGAGCAACGCCGGUUCCAUUUGAUCUCCCCACGUGGUACUUUCAACAUUGCUACAAAUCCUGCCUCUAGCCAGUGGUUGGGUAAAGUGUGGGCACUGCCGACGUCUUCCUAAGACACUUGGGGCUCUGUCGAACGACUUCGAGGCGGGAAGGCCCUCUUGGCGGCGGUUGGGUUGAGCAAGGCAUUGCAGGGCUGCACCUUUUACUGGUUACCUUUAUUCAUGCUGAGAAGUAACCUAAGGGGCUUUACACUAACGUCCCCUUUCCGUGGCAUGGAAUCCCGUUCCAGGCUCUUUGUAACAUUUUCCUUUUUAAGGUUUUUUGUGUUUAACACGUAGGCUUGCGUGACCAAUAUCCAUAAUACAGGUUUUUUUGGGGGGUUAGAUCGCGUAAAUAUAUAAAUGUCUCGUUAAACCUGCCAACCCCCCCCCCCCCCCCCACUUCACGCAAGGAGAACACACAAGUGUCGUCAUCACAUCUACCCCUCUAUUUAAGGAACGAAGCAGGAGGAUUUCUCCACUACUCUGGCUGUCGCCUGAUGCAGCUUGUUGCAGUUACUGGCGAAACGUUGUACUCAGUUUGUGAAUGUUGUGGCUUUGCGCUCCAACACACCGGUUAGUGCAGUACUAGUGAGUCAUUGGCAUGUUCUGUUUACGUGACAACCCUUGCUAAUUGGCCGUGUCGGAUGGUGGCGGGUUUAACGACACAUUUAGAUAUUUACGCGAUCUAACCCAAAAAAAACUUUAUUAUGGAUGUUUUUUUUUAUUAGCGCAAGUCGGAGCAUUUUUCAUUUAAGGGCAUCUCUCUCCCCACCCCUCUCCCCCGGUCUUUUGUUUAAAUUUUCAACUUGACAAUUUCAGUUUGCGCUCACUUUGGCAUCUUCUUUUCACGGUGGCCGAUGUCACCAAAGUGUGGCGACGUUGCAGAGGAAGGCCGAAGCCUCCUCGUGUGAAGCGCAAAUUUUCAAAAAGCGAUCACUUUUAACACCUCGACGAAUCUCAAGAGUUCAGUUUAUUAUUUUAAAACAUUUUUUAAUUGCCAAACCUCUCAGAGAUUAUCGUCUCGAUGACGUUCUUUUUUUUAAAACUAAAAAUGUGAAAUAGUUGAAAUGAAAAAAAGAGUAGCAUUUCAAAUGUUACUUUUUUUGAAAAAAAGUAACUGAUAUAAAAAACGCAGUGUGUACUUAAAUGCCUAAAGGAAGGAUGACUUAUUAGCUUCAUCAAAUAUAAAUAGGUUGAUGUAAUUGGCAAAGGGAAGAGAAAAUAAGCAUUUAGUGUUGGUGCCGAUAUAUCACUAAGCCUUGAGGCUUGUCAGCCAAAAUGUUAACAUUUUCCAUCUGUGUAUCCCACAAUCUCAUUAAGGAAAAAAAACAUUUGUAUACGGUCUUAUAACAGCCUCGGGUCUGCUGUAGCACAGAAAUAUCUCGUAUUAUUUUCCACGCCACUAAUUCCUGUAGUUAGGGUGAAAUAUCGUUCUCAACUGUUAUGCGUAACAAUGCGGUCGCCGUUAUUGUUGUAACAAUCACUUAUGCCUCCUUAAUUGCGUGUUGGAAAGUACGUAAUGAAAUCGGUAACUUUGGCUCCAAGGAAUAAUUGUUAUUAAGGUGAUGGGUUGAGUGUUAGGACUUAACAAAUUUUCCGAUGGAAUAAUUGGGUAUUCAAGUCGGGAGGUAAUUUAUCCCUGUGGUCAUGUGCGUGAUAUUUUGAGGUUAUUUUUUUAAUUUACUGUUGUUGACUUGUGAAUAUGUAUAAUGAUGACUUGUGACUGAUCGCAUAAGCCAAGCAGUUCAAAGCACACUGCUAAUAUUGGAACAAGCAAGCUGUACAAUACUUUAAUGACGCAAAUGUCGAUCUCUGCAGGUUUAAAAAAUGCUUACGUCCCAUUAGUGCGUGAGUUUUUCUACCCACGGUUUUUCAGCAGUAUUUCUUUAAGCAGGCAUUCAAAAGAUGGAUCGGUUUUGAUUUCCAGAAGCUCAUCACCAGUCUGUCUAAUGGAUCUUAGUAACACUGCAUGAUGUGCAUGUACAGCCGCUGUGUCAAUAAACCGAUGGAUUGAGCCUUCCCCACGCAG